Jatropha curcas is the source of this 2019-nucleotide messenger RNA. The record is from RefSeq and is a predicted model, not a curated record. Lineage: Eukaryota; Viridiplantae; Streptophyta; Magnoliopsida; Malpighiales; Euphorbiaceae.
AUGUCUUCACUUUCUUCUGUUCGUGUUUUCUCUCCUCCAUUAUCACACUCUCUCACUUCCACCAGACCCAAAACAAGAAUCUUUUCUGGUCCAACGGUGGCGCAACCGGUGGAGGCAGUGGAGGUUGAUGCAGAGAGGCUAGAGCCAAGAGUGGAGGAGAGAGAUGGGUAUUGGGUUUUAAAGGAAAAGUAUAGACAGGGUAUUAAUCCUCAAGAAAAGGUUAAGAUUGCGAAAGAGCCAAUGACCCUUUUCAUGGAAAAUGGGAUUGAAGAGCUUGCUAAAUUGUCAAUGGAAGAAAUUGACCAAGAUAAAAAUAAUAAAGAUGAUAUUGAUGUUAGACUCAAGUGGCUUGGUCUCUUUCAUAGAAGGAAGCACCAUUAUGGACGAUUUAUGAUGAGGUUGAAACUACCAAAUGGAGUAACAACAAGUGCACAAACCCGAUAUUUGGCUAGUGUGAUAAGGAAAUAUGGGAAGGAUGGGUGUGCAGAUGUUACAACCAGGCAAAACUGGCAAAUACGUGGUGUGGUACUGCCUGAUGUGCCAGAAAUACUUAAGGGUCUCGCUGAAGUUGGGUUGACAAGCCUGCAAAGUGGCAUGGACAAUGUGAGAAACCCCGUAGGAAAUCCUCUUGCAGGAAUUGAUCCAGAUGAGAUUGUCGAUACAAGACCUUACAAUAACUUGCUAUCCCAAUUUAUCACUAGCAAUUCACGUGGCAAUCCUGCUGUUUCUAAUUUGCCAAGGAAAUGGAAUGUGUGUGUAGUCGGUUCUCAUGAUCUUUAUGAACAUCCUCACAUCAAUGAUCUUGCUUACAUGCCUGCCACUAAGGACGGACGUUUUGGGUUCAAUUUGCUAGUAGGUGGGUUCUUCAGUGCUAAGCGAUGCGCUGAGGCUAUCCCUCUUGAUGCUUGGGUCCCAGCAGACGAUGUGGUUCUUGUGUGCAGGGCAGUACUAGAGGCCUACAGAGAUCUUGGCUUCAGAGGAAACAGGCAGAAGACAAGAAUGAUGUGGUUGAUAGAUGAACUGGGCGUUGAAGGAUUUAGGUCUGAGGUAGUGAAAAGAAUGCCAAGUCAAGAACUAGAGAGAGCAUCAUCUGAAGAGUUGGUUCAAAAGCAAUGGGAAAGGAGAGACUAUUUUGGUGUUCAUCCACAAAGCCAAGAAGGUUUUAGCUAUGUCGGUCUCCACAUACCGGUCGGGCGGCUCGAAGCAGACGACAUGGAUGAACUAGCUCGUUUAGCAGAUACUUACGGCUCUGGUGAACUCAGGUUGACUGUAGAGCAGAACAUUGUUAUUCCCAACAUUGAGAACUCAAAGAUUGAGGCCUUCCUUAAAGAGCCUUUAUUGAAAGACAAGUUCUCACCAGAGCCGCCUAUUCUUAUGAAAGGUUUAGUGGCAUGCACUGGCAACCAAUUUUGUGGUCAAGCUAUAAUUGAGACAAAAGCUAGGGCCUUGAAAGUGACCGAGGAAGUGCAAAGGCUAGUGUCUGUGACUCGGCCGAUAAGAAUGCACUGGACAGGGUGUCCUAAUACCUGUGGGCAGGUGCAAGUAGCCGAUAUUGGGUUUAUGGGUUGCAUGACAAGAGAUGAAAAUGGGAAAACUUGUGAAGGGGUGGAUGUGUACUUGGGAGGGAGAAUUGGGAGUGACUCACAUUUGGGAAAUGUUUAUAAGAAAAGUGUCCCUUGCAAGGACUUGGUGCCUUUGGUUGUGGACAUUUUGGUUAAAAACUUUGGAGCCGUCCCUAGAGAGAGGGAAGAAGUGGAGGACUAGCUUGAAUAAUUAACAGUUCAUUUUUUUUUUUUUUUUUUUUCUCUUUAGUUUGGCCUACUUGGAGAAAAGAAUGGGGCAAUAAAAUGGACUUUUGCAGGAUAUUUGGAAACUUGAUUUUAGUUUGGUUUCAUUUGUUGCUUUUGUGUAAUUUGUGGUAUGUAGGAAAUCAGAAUUCAUAGGUUAUCAUGUAAAAUGGGUCACUGAAAUAACAAAUUUCUAUAAAAGAAAAAUAAUGGAAAAUAAUACUCUUCCCUU